This is a messenger RNA of Anolis carolinensis (green anole), 3302 nucleotides long. RefSeq names its product family with sequence similarity 131 member C (gene fam131c). NCBI's taxonomy places the organism in Eukaryota, Metazoa, Chordata, Lepidosauria, Squamata, Anolidae. The record is from RefSeq and is a predicted model, not a curated record. The transcript has 6 exons. The coding region runs from base 225 to 1040 and encodes 271 amino acids.
CGGCCCCGCCUUCCCUCGCCUCUCGGGGGCUCUCCUUCCGGGCGGGGCUUCUGGGCAGCGCCUCUCCUCCUCCUCCUCCUCCCCCUCCUCCUCCUGACGCGUGUUUUCGUCUUGUCUGGAGCGGGAGCGGCGGGGGGCUUCCUCUCCUUUCCUCCCCCCCUCCUCCUGCGGGAUCCUGGGGGUCCCCAUGCCCGCCCCUCCCCCUCCUCCCUCCCCCGCCGGACAUGGGCCUUUGCGUCACCAAAGACUUCUUCACCAUCGCCCAUAAGGAGCAGCCCCCGGACCCCCCUUCCUCGGCCCCUCAGGAAGAAAGCCCCCACAAGAAGCGCCUCCAGGCCUUGGAGGGCGGCAGCAGCGGUACUCUCUCCGGCCCCAACCUCGCCUCCUCCACCUCCUCCUCCUCGGGCCACGGCUAUAAUGUGACGGCUCUGGCGACUUCUUCCCUGGUGGGCCUCGUCCAGACCAUCAAGGACCACAUCACCAAGCCCACCGCCAUGGCCCAGGGCCGCGUGGCCCACCUCAUCGAGUGGAAGGGGUGGAGUGCCCCCCGGGUGGAAAGGGAAGCCCCCCUGACAGACGAGGAGCUCUACGCAGACCUGAGCGAUGAGCUCAAGGAGGCCCGCUUCGCUGCUGGGGUGGCUGAGCAGUUUGCCAUCACGGAAGCCACGCUGAGCGCCUGGUCCUCGAUGGAUGAAGAGGAGCUGCAUUACUGGGGGGCCUCCCAAGACGCCCUCCGGCUCCCAGACCUGGAGAACGUCUACCUGCAGGAGCACCUCCUCCUCGGACCACAGGCCCUGGGCAGCCCCCGCCUUGCCGGAAACCUCCGGGCCUUUCCGCCCUCCCGGCGGGAAUCCCUCGGCCCCAACGGACCCUUGGUGCCCAACCCCUGGAGGGACUUUGUGGGCCCCUGCCGGGUGCCUGGACUGGAGCAGGGGGGCUUUGACAGCGCCCCCGGGCCCCUCUGGCUCCAGCACAGCACGCCCUCCCUCCGCUACGUGGACAGCAGCUCCCUCUCGGAGGACGAUGUCUUCUAUAACUAGGGGAGGGGGCUCCAGGCCAGGCGGAAGGGAUGCGGAAGAGACCGUCCUGCCAUCAUUAGGGGCCAUGGUAGCACAGCGGUUAAAUCCACUAGCUACAGAAAAUCUGCUCACUGGAGGGUUAGCAGUUCGAAGCCGCGAGUUGGGGUGAGCUCCCAGCUGUCAGCCCUAGCUUCUGCCUACCUAGCAGUUCAAAAGCAUGUAAUGCGAGUAGAUCAAUAGAUACUGCCUCGGCGGGGAGGUAGAUAUGCCUGCAACAAUCAGAGAAAGUCUAUGGACCCCAGGCUUCUCAAAUGGAACAAGAACACCUCCCCAUGGCCAGUUUAUUAUUAUUAUUAUUAUUAUUAUUAUUAUUAUUAUUAUUAUUAUUAUUUAUUAAGAGAGAAGCCUCCAUCCCUCAUCCCAAACAAGGUUGCCCACUCUCCCCUAUCCUGUUUGCAUUGGCAAUAGAAGCUUUAGCAAAUUUUAUUAGGAAUAAUGACCAAACUAAAGGCUAUAAAAUUGGGAGGGAAAUAAUCAAAAUUAAUUUAUUUGCAGAUGAUGCCAUGGUUCUAAUGGGAUCACCAGAGGACUCUAUAAAAUAAGUUAUUACGGUAAUACCAUAAAGAAACCUGAGAAUCUAUUAGGGUUGGCCAUUAACAUUCAAAGAUUAGAAAUUUUACAUAAAAUCUGACUUUGAAAGAGUUAAAAGAAAUACAGAUCAUAUCCAGGAUAAAAUUAGGUGAGAAGAAGUUAAAAUAUUUAGGUGUUUUAUAUUCCAAAAAAUUUGAACAAUAUACUUCAACCAAAUUAUAACCACUUAUGGAAAAAAGUAAAUAAUCAAAUUUGAAGUUGGAAUAAUUGGAACUGGGAUAUGUCAAACAAAAUGAGGAUAGUCAAAAUGAUGGUUCUCCCCAAAUUUUUAUUCCUGUUCCAAGACCUUCCAUAUAGUAUCCCCAGCAAAAUAAUUAAGAAAUGAGACAAUUCAAUAAAAACUUGGAUAGCAGGAGGAAAUAAAAAUAGAAUUGCCAAUUUGGGACCAGUCUUUCUUAAGAGAAGGGGUUAUCGGCCGUAAAGCAGGGCUGCAACUCCCAGCAUUCCCUGUCCUAGCUAUUUAUUUAUUUAUUUAUUUAUAGUAUUUUGAUUUUGCCCUUCUUACUCCCGAUCACAGAGCACAUAUUCAAAGAUUCAAUGUUGUUAUACACAGACAGGACAGACAACAGUACCAAUAGCGGUAUAUAGGCAUCUCCCAUCUUCAGCGUCCUGGAGGUUGUUCUCGAUUCCGGCCACAAGGGGGUGCUGUCGCUCCGUUCUCCGUUCACAGACUUCCUCCUUCUUUUUUGAUUGCCAGCAUUAUUUAUGUAUUUAUUUAUUUAUAGUAUUUAUAUUCCGCCCUCCCUUCUCACCCCGAAGGCAACUCAGGGCGGAUCACAAUGCACAGAUACAUGGCAAACAUUCAAUGCCAUUAGACAUAUGACCUAUAUAGACAGACACAGAGGCAAUUUAACGUUCCAGCUUCUGGCUUGAUUCCGGCCACAGGGAGAGCUACCGCUUCACCGUCUACUUGUGACACCGAGUCCUUGAUGGAAUACUUCCUCAUUCCUCAUUCUUCCACAAGCACUGGAGAUUUUAUGGCGUCAUAAAUUAGUUAAAUUAGCCUCCCCGCAUAAGCGGUACCUAAAUUCCUACUUGACAGAUGCAACUGUCUUUCGGCUGCACAGGUGAACUAUUAAUGGUCAGGAGCUUUCCCUUACCCGGGUUGGCUUCGAACUCACGUAGUGAUUUCUUGCAGAUGGUUACUAACCAGCUGCCCCACAGUCCGCAACAUUUUCUUUAUGGUACCAUUAAAAUAUCUCUCCACUUAAGUGGUACCUAUUUAUCUACUCACAGCUAGGUGGGCAGUGAGCUGGGCUGAAGAUCAAGUGCUCACCCCGACCCGGGCUUCGAACUGCCCACCUUUCGAUUAUGGCAGCUGGUGGUUAACCUGCUGUGCGAAAUCCCGCCCCUCUUUACAUCCCAUGGUUCUUUUGGAGUACUUCUCAGAAUACUCCAACCUAUUGUGGGGAUUCUGGGCAUUGUAGUCCCCAAAGUACAGUUCCCAAGUUCUAGAGAGCCUGGCUGGCAGUGGUCAAGGGUGGAUUCCUCCAUCAUAACCGCUCAGUAUUGUCUGCAAGUGACGGAGGAGGGGGAUGGGAUAUUCUUCUCCCCAUCUGUAUCUGAAAAGUUGUCUCUUUUUCGUGCCUCGUUCGUGUGUACAUUUGUAAAUAAAAGGUAAAUAUUGUCUGA